AUGGCUAGACAAUUCAAGAUUUCUCCCCAGGAUCGUUUCCCAAGCCAAACGAUCAGUCUACCCUCUCACAUUGGAACGACUAACAAGAUUGUGAAAAAGAAGACGAUUAACAAGAUUGUGAAAGAGAAGCUUACUCUCACUCAACUUGCCCUCUUUGAGAAGAUGGUAUUUGGGCGAUUCGUGAACAUGGACAUAAUCUUCAACAGUCCAUUGGUCCACUACAUUCUAUUAACCGAGGUUGUAGAUGAUAGAAAAAAUAUAAUGACCUUCGAUUUAAAUGGCACAGUUGUAACAUUCUUCAAAGAAGACUUCCCGUUGGUGACGGGAUUGUGGCGGUCAUCUGAUCCAAUAUUUGUAAGGAGAGGGGACAUUAUCAUUGGUGCCUUAGAGACAAUGUACAAGGAGAUGGAGUUUGAGAAAGACAUGGAUGUUGUGAAGAUGACAUUGAUCUGUUGCACUGAAUUGGGUAUGAUAGGGAGGGAGAAGAUGAGGGCCAAUGUCGACAAGAUCUUAUUAAUUGAUGUGGAGGAUUUAGAUUACUUUAAUUCCUGGGAAAACGUGCUAUGGGAGAGGACGUUACUUGGACUACAAUGA
This is a messenger RNA of Benincasa hispida (wax gourd), 594 nucleotides long. RefSeq lists its product as uncharacterized. The record is from RefSeq and is a predicted model, not a curated record. Lineage: Eukaryota; Viridiplantae; Streptophyta; Magnoliopsida; Cucurbitales; Cucurbitaceae.